This is a messenger RNA of Rhipicephalus microplus (southern cattle tick), 3198 nucleotides long. RefSeq lists its product as uncharacterized. The record is from RefSeq and is a predicted model, not a curated record. Lineage: Eukaryota; Metazoa; Arthropoda; Arachnida; Ixodida; Ixodidae. Gene Ontology annotation, cellular component: nucleoplasm.
ACUAGUUCGCGUCUUGCGAGGGGGCUGCGAUGUAGUGUUUUUAUUCGCAUGUCUUUUGUUGGCUGCUCGUUGAGAGCCGAAUUUUUUUCGGCUGCAUUCUUUGUGAGCACGCGUUUGGAGAACACUCGCGAAGCAUCAGAAUAAAGAGGAGUGCUUAAGAGGUGUGUUCAUUCUGCCAUACAAGUCUUCUGUAUGCAGAGGCUGCUCUGAGCAACUGUGAAGCUCAGAAAAUGCUGAUGCUGCCCAUUCAUCAGGAGCUGAAGAUCCAGCAGACAUGAAGCCAUAUCUGUCUCAAUUUGAUGCUUUGAACAGGAAGAACCAAAGUCUUUCGUACUUUGCAGCCAUUGGUGGUGAAAUUGAGACAUUGAAAAGCCUUUCUCAGGAGGGAGAAAUCACCAACUUCUACAGUUAGCUGAUUAUUGUUCUUUACAUAGACAUGGUGGUAACCGAUAUGCCAUACUUCUUUGCGAUAAAGCACCAUUGCACUUUGCGUGGAGUACUGAUGUCAUCCAAGCGUUGAAUGCAGCCUUCAGGACCUUUGCUGUGGGAAACAGUCCUGGCUCGGCCCAUUUGACCGUGCGUUUCCUGUCUGUUAAGACAAGUGAUGAUAAGGAGUUGUUCCCAAAUCACACUGUCUCAGUGUACGAUUCCUCAGUCGCAUCCAGACACCUUUCCUGUUAUUCCAAUAUGGAAGCUCGAGCAGACGGGUAUACCUAUAAUGGUAAAAAAGAGGAGCCUUCCACCACAACUAUUACCUCAACAGCAACAGAUGUAGUGUCUUCCAGCAGCCCCUUGCCUGGUAGUGAACAGGGUUUGUCUUCAAUGGCUGAAAGUUCUACUCUAAAUGGCUCAGCUUCAGACACACACGGCGAAGAUGCUCUAUCAGAAGAGCCCCUUCGCAAGCGUCGGCGGAGUAGCAACGACAGCACUAAUGGCACCCUCACACCUACAAGCAAAGGGCGUUCUUCACGUGGUGACAAAGCUAGGGCUUCAGAUAGUGAUGCUCAGUGCCCUCGUAAACGAGGUAACAAUUCAAGUUCAGAUACAGAAAGUGGGCCCAGUGAGCAAGAGAUGGACGGUGAUCCCUCCACCCAGGACUCUUAUGGAAAUGGACAUUCUCCCAAGGUGCCGCCACUCAAGAUAGUGCUGCCUUCAAGUGGCACUGGUAACCUUGAAGGUGCUGAACCAGCUGGUGGUGCCAACUCCAAGGAGCGCAAGGUUUCCUCAAGUAAACCUGCUUUGCCUUAUGUAGUGAAUGCAACGGAGUCACUGAGUGAAGGAUCUCCUAGUGAGCAGGCUGUUGAAGAAAAAGAGCGACGGCGAGAAGAAGAGCGCUGUCAGCGAGUCACGCGCAGCAGCCACAGGGCUGCCUUGACCCAUGAUGAUGAAGGGGAGGAUGCACCCGAGGUACAUCCUCGAAAGCGCAAGCUGAGGGCUCGAGAGGAUCAGCAGCAGCCACAACAACAGCAACAUUCACCCCAGCAGCAGCAGCAGCCACCCCAGCAGCAGCAGCCAGCCCAGCAGCAGCAGCAGCCACAGCAGCUGACUCAGCAGCCGCUACAGCAGCGACAGCAACAGCAAGAGCAGCAGCAACAGCAGCAACCACUACAGCAACGACAGCAACAGCUGGAACAGCAGCAGCAACAAGGAGGUGUAGCAUCUCCUGAAGAGUCUCCACCUCCCAUGGAGGAAGUGAGUCAGCCAGUCACCAAUGGUUUUCAGAUGUAUCUGGACAUUCGCAAACAAGUGGAGAAGCGGCGUCAGGCCAUGCUUGUAGUGCACCCGAAACCACCCCAGGGUUUCAAGGACUAUCUUCUCAAUCGUGGCUCUUAUGUCCUGGAAGGAAAUCCCUCCUCACGUCUCUCUGUGCCUAUGAUUCCUCUGCCACAGUCUCUUAGUGGCUCUCCGAUGCGGGAUCUGUUUCUAGACCAGGAACGAGAACGGUACAAAUUGAGGUUGCAGCACCUGAUUGAACGGGAGAAGUUGGUGUUAUCAGCUGAGCAAGAAAUUCUUCGUGUGCAUGGACGGGCUGCCCGUGCAAUUCAAAAUCAGGCUGUGCCUCUGUCCGCUUGCAGCAUUCUCAGGGAUGAGGAGAUCUACAAUGUUCUAAAGCCAGAACAGAUUUGUGUCAAAACUCCGGAAUCCAUCCCUGACAAGAAGGAUGAUAAGGACAAAAACGUGCGAUCUAGAUAUAAUGGACGUCUCUUCUUGUCAUGGCUGCAGGAUGUCGAAGACAAGUGGGAAAAAACAAAAGAAAAAAUGCUACUUCGGCAGCACAAUGAAGCAGAAAGCUUGCAUGCUGUUCAGAAGCUUGAUUGGGAGUGGAAGCUUAAAGAACUUGGCCUUUGUGAAGUGAAGGCAACACCUGUCAUCGACGACAUUUGCGUGCCCAGUGUGCAUGUUAGCGACGAGUUUGAUGUGCUGCCUGCAUGACAAGGCCUGUUGGUGAAGACAUGCCUGAUGGACUGCUGUGGGAGUGUGUGUGAAGUUCAGAACCAUGAAGACUUUCUCAACACAGAGAUAGUAUUCGCAGAACUGGGUGUUUUAACUCAACAUGCUGAUUCACAAGACCUUACAAUUUUUACUAAACAUUCAGCAAGUGCAUGGUCACCAGCUAGGUAGGUAUAAUUCUACAGUCUUCUGCAGCUGCAGUUGUGUGGAAAUAAGCCCUGGCCUCUUAACUUUCUCUUAAAUUAUGCAGGGUUUCACAAACGUUUUGUGCAGUUGGGCUUGCUGCCAGUACAUAAACGGAAAAUAUUGGACAAUUCACUAGUGUCUAUUGAAAACAGAAUGGGUUGACACCACUAUUGUCCGUUUAGGAAACUUGUGAUAUUUGCUUGGAGGCCAUUGUGCAGUGGUGCAUCGUAAUCAUUAGAGCCUGGUUUCAAAUUUUUUCAUUUGUCAAAUAUGGUAGCUUUAAUAAGAUUUUUGUAUGUAGAUGUUAUGCUGUGGAACUCUCUGAAUGUGUCAACUUGUUGCUCCUGCAGUAUCUGCAUGAUGCUGUACUUCUGUGAAAAGGUUUCAUUUAUGGACAAAAGAAUAUUGCUGUUUUAAUAUCUGGUGUAUCAGUCAAUGUUUUGAAUGUUUACAGUUGUUUAUAGACAAUGGCGGCAUUGACAGUGUUCAUCCCGGUUUUAGACAUUUUUUCAACUACAUGUGUAAAUAAACAUUCUCACAGAGUUGUCCUUUGCUCGUGUU